Messenger RNA from Pseudophryne corroboree (corroboree frog), 1517 nucleotides. Its product is annotated as putative nuclease HARBI1. The record is from RefSeq and is a predicted model, not a curated record. Bases 3 to 1145 code for a protein of 380 amino acids. NCBI's taxonomy places the organism in Eukaryota, Metazoa, Chordata, Amphibia, Anura, Myobatrachidae. The transcript is spliced from 5 exons.
AAAUGUACGCUCCUGCAUGUGUUAUGUCAAUAUUUAUUGCUGCAGAAGCCCUACCUCCCCAACCCACGCCAGCACUCCCACCCCAACCGCCAGCCCCACAACCACAGCCGGCUCCUCAUCAACCAAGGCAACGGAGGCGUGCUAGGCCACCAAUUUUCCGAACCCGUGUCCUACUUUUUGGUAUGCCAGAUGAUGUGGUGGUGCGUAGAUACAGGCUGCCACCACAUCUAAUCCUAGACACUCUCUCCAUAAUAGAGAGUGAUCUGGAGUCUGAAAUUCGGUAUCCUACAGCAAUACCACCAUUGACACAAUUCCUUGCAGUGUUACAUUUUUUGGCUACAGCCUCAUAUCAGCAUGUUGUGGGAGACCUGGUUGGCAUGUCGCAGGGCCAGUUCAGUAAGGUCCUGCGGCGUGUCUGCCAGGCUUUCCUAAAGCGGGUGAAGCAAUUCAUUGAUAUGCCUUUGGAUGUUGGUGCCCUAGAUGUGGUGAAGCGGCAAUUUGAGGAAGGUGGUAGUCGCUUCCCACAUGUUAUUGGGGUUGUGGAUGGCACACAUGUUGCUAUUCAGCCACCAAGACAUAAUGAAGAAAUUUAUAGAAACAGGAAACUGUUUCAUUCUCUGAAUGUAAUGGUUGUUUGUGGGCCAUCCCUCCAGAUCCUUUCCCUGAAUGCAAAAUUUACUGGAAGUUCACAUGAUGCAUAUGUCAUUAGACAAUCAGGGAUAUGGCAGAGAUUAAGAUCAAGUCAACGAGCAGACAUGUGGUUAUUCGGAGACCGUGGAUAUCCUUGCACCCCCUGGCUCAUGACUCCUUACCGUAAUCCCAGGCCAGGACCACAGAUGGCAUUUAACUCCGCGCUUACUGCCACUAGGCAGCUGGUGGAGCGCACAAUUGGUGUCCUUAAAGGGCGGUUUCGUGUGCUCCACCGCACUGGUGGCGACAUCAUGUAUUCGCCGGAGAUGGCAAGUAAAAUAGUGGUCCUGUGCGCAAUACUACAUAAUAUCGCGGUAAGGAGUAGUGUAGAGCUUCCUCAGGCAGAGGAAUUGCCUGAUGAGGAGCCAGGGGUUGUUCGACACUUCGGUGGGGGGAGUGUUACACGGAGGGGGAGCCAAGUGAGGGCAAGGAUUGUUGCCGAAUAUUUCAGCUGAAUGAUCACACGAACUGUGGACAACAACAACGGCACAACUCUCCGCCCCCUUCCCCUUCCCAGUCCCCCUCCCCUUCUCACUCCCCCUCCCCUUCACAGUCCCCCUCCCCUUCCCAGUCCCACUCAGCUUCCCAGUCCCCCUCAUCUUCCCAGUCCCCCUCAUCUUCCCAGUCCCCAUCAGCUUUCCAGUCCCCCUCAGCUUCCCUGGCCCACUCCACUUUCCACUCCCCUUCUCACCACACCUCUCCAUCUCUUUCUGGGACCCCUUCUCCUCCUUCCCAUACCCCUUCUCCUUCAACUUCUACAUCACCAUCUCAACCCCCCUCACCCUCUAUUGCAUUAACUUUCUCUCCGCCCCCCUCGCCCUCUCAAU